UGUGGGCAAGGGACGGUUUGGUACGCUGAGUGUUUUAGCCGACUGCUUCUGAGUGGUAAUGCGAUGGGACGGCUAGUGUAAUCAUAUCCUUUGCACUGUUGACUGGAGUCCCAAUGGGUGUAGUGUUGCAUGAAACGGCGUCCGCCGUCUGACGUGUCUUUGGAUGGGUGGGAGUGCUUAUUGAAUGCCUUGCGACUGUUCAGUGACCGCGGUUGGAAGUGAGCGGUUGCCUUUCUCCUCUAUAAAUAACCCCUUUGCUUCUCUGGUUUUUUCACAUCUCUUCGCUGCUCUUUACUGCCUUCUUCUCCUCCCUUCUGUCUGCUUCCACCAUGGGCAAGAACAACAAGCGCAAGCGUGAGCCGACUCCUCCAUCGGAGGAGUUUGGUGAUUCGGAAUACUCAGAGGAGGAGUUCUCCUCUGAGUCCGAGGGGUCUCCGGCUCCCAUCCCCCUGCGCGAGUCGUCUGAUGACUCAGACGACUCCCAGGGGCUUGCGGCGGAGGUCUGGACGUACAUCCGGGCCGUCGAGCGCUCCGGGCUCGAGGGCUCGGAUGAGUCCGAGUUCUCCUCGGACGAGGAGGACUCGGACGGCGGUGAGGGCGAGGAUGACGACGACGACGACGGCGACGACGACGACGGUGGCGACGGCGACGGUGAUGGCGGCAACGGCGGCGGAGGCAGCGGCGGCAAGGACGGCACCAAGGGCGGCAGCAGCGUGGGCAGCACCGGAGGCAGCGGCGGCAAGGGCAGCGGCGGCAGGGCCAGUGGCUAAACGCCACUGGUCUUUUAGAUAUUAGUAUAGUUAGAAUAAUGUAGUAGUAAUUAGUGUAGUUUAGUAGUAGUAGUAAUGUAGAGUAGUAUAGUGUAGUUUAGUAGUAGUAGUAAUGUAGAGUAGAAGUAGGGAAGCACCAACUCGCGAAGAGUUGGUUUGUAAACUCAUUAACUUCCCUUUAAUCUAGAACUGUCGUUGACCCUCCUUUUUCGAUGACUCGUCGUUGCUUUUCCUGAAUGUUGAACUGAUUCUUUUGAUAUAGUAGAAACAACGCCGAGCGAUGUGAAGGUUGAUAUCAGCGUUUUAAGAGUAACACCAAGCAAUCGAACACAAGACCAGCGUUUUAGAGGCAAUGCCGAAUGAUAGAAGGUCGGCAUCGGCACUAUAGAAGUAAUGCCGAGCGACAGAACACGAGCCUGGCGUUUUAGAGGCAACGCCGAGUGUUUAAAUGUCGACACCGGCAUUUUAGAAGUAAUGCUGAGCGAUUUGGACACGAAGUCGGCGUUUUAGAAACAACGCCGAGUGAUUGAAGGUCGGCGUCGGCAUUUUAGAAGUAGUGCUGAGCGAUUGAACACGUGGUUGGCGUGUUAGAGGGCACGCCGAGUGAUUGGAGGUCGGCGUCGGCAUUUUAGAGGUAAUGCCGAGCGAUUGAACACGUGGUCGGCGUGUUAGAGGACACGCCGAGCGAUUGGAGGUCGGCGUCGGCAUUUUAGAGGCAACGCCGAGCGAUUGAACACGUGGUCGGCGUUUUAGAGGCAACGCCGAGUGAUAGCCAGCUUCACGAGUUACUUUGAGGAUAAUAACCGAGUGAUGAAGUGGCACGUCGGCUUUCUUGGAAAUAACUGUCGGAUAUCCACGUGGCAUGCUGGGAUUUCGGAAAUAACUGCCGGGUGAUGACUGGGCACUUUUUGAAAGGGUAUCUGGUUCAGGAAUAUCCCUUAAGAGUCGCGCUUUUAGCCGCCUUUGCUUUCCGUGCCCUAGUUCUUGCAUUUCCGCAUCUGAAUCUUCUCCGCCACUCGCCUCCUACUCUGUUUGCCAGCGAGAAGCAAGAUGGCGCCCAAGAGGAAGACUGCGAACUCGUCUGCCGCAGUGAUCCCCGCCAUCGACCCCAACAGUCAGUUACCCUUCGCAGGUAACCAUAUGUCUGUUAUUUCCGAAGCUGAGCUCCUCCGUCUUGUCUCCAUCGGGGUUCUUCCUCUGCGGGAACUCUGUUCUUGGCGGGUUUGCCACGGGACUACUGUCCCAACCGAAGAUACCCACGAGUCAGUAGUUUACGCUCCUUUCCUUCUCCGCGGCCUCGGCCUUCCCAUAUCUCCUUUUUUCCGUGGCCUCCUCGAUUUUUAUCACAUCAACCUGACUCAUUUGAACCCUAAUUCCAUUCUCCGAAUCUCCAUUUUCGUUCACCUUUGCGAAGCUUAUCUCGGCGUGCUGCCGCAUUUUGGCUUAUGGAAGUAUCUGUAUCACUGCC
This is a messenger RNA of Zea mays, 2238 nucleotides long. Its product is annotated as spore wall protein 1. NCBI's taxonomy places the organism in Eukaryota, Viridiplantae, Streptophyta, Magnoliopsida, Poales, Poaceae. The transcript has a single exon. The coding region runs from base 330 to 770 and encodes 146 amino acids. The record is from RefSeq and is a predicted model, not a curated record.